Argiope bruennichi is the source of this 356-nucleotide messenger RNA. Its product is annotated as cytochrome c oxidase subunit 6C-like. Lineage: Eukaryota; Metazoa; Arthropoda; Arachnida; Araneae; Araneidae. The record is from RefSeq and is a predicted model, not a curated record. The transcript has 3 exons. The coding region runs from base 104 to 349 and encodes 81 amino acids.
ACUGACUCGAACAAUGAUGUGAAGUGAAAUAACUGAUUACUUGAGUCGACCGAGGUAAAUUUUGGUUUGUUACGUUUGUAUUUGUGUUCCGUACGAUAUAACAAUGGCUGCAGAUGCUGUUGCAAGAUUAGAAAAGCCACAGCUGCGUGGGUUAUUCAGGUCUUAUUUAAAGAAACAUUUAGCAAUUGCUACUGUACUAUCUCUGGGGGCGUCUUUAGCAUGGAAGGUGUUAGUUAUGGAUCCAAGGAAGAAACGUUAUGCUGAGUUCUACAAAACUUAUGAUGCCGAUAAAGAAUAUGAAAGAAUGAAAGCAGCAGGUGUUCUACCACCCUUCCCAGAAGUAGAAUAAUCACAAU